GGUGACAAAGACAAACACACCGGCCGGUGAACGAGCGCCGAGCCAAAGGGGCCUGUGCUAAUUACAAUGCUGCAUCUGAGAUAGUUAUGCACACAGAAGUCCGGUCAUGCUAGUUACAAAAAUUGUGCUCAGACUUUUAGAGUGUUUCAGGUGGAGACAACUGACAACCAGCCUCAGCCACGCAAGUGGCUCUUGGUCUUAUCGCCCCGUGACUCAUAUAAAUCACGAACCACCUCGCAAAUUCUUAGGAAACGACGCUGAGACUGCCGAGAUUGAAGUGACGGAUUAAACGCCUGUUUGACCGGUGUUAUUUUGGCCCUGUGUGCUCGCAGGGAAAAGCCCGAGCGUUAUGGACGUUUUCCUUCAACAAGAAAUCCCACCAGAGUAUACUGGGGACAUUACACAACAGCCAAACGUAACUGCAGACUCGUAUCAUCGGUACAAGGAAGACGUAGCAAUGGCAGCCACCCUCAAGCUUCAAGUUUACAGGUUCUCUGUGUCAUGGCCUCGUGUCCUACCAGAAGGGGAUACCUCCAAAAUAAAUCAGGAUGGCGUCAACUACUACAACAAUCUUAUUAAUGAGCUCAUAAAGAACAACAUUCAGCCCAUGAUAACAAUGAACCACUUUGACUAUCCGUUGGCAACUCUCAAGAAAACUGGAGGCUGGGCUAACAAGGCUAUCGUCCCAGCGUUUAGAGAGUACGCAGACUUUCUCUUCAAAACCUUCGGCGACAGAGUGCGCCUGUGGACCACGAUUAACGAGGCCAACUACUACUGCAUGAACUUCGCCCUCCUACCCGUGCCGGGCUUGUAUACGCCCCAGGUCGGCGACGACUACAAGUGCGUCCACCACACGAUCCUCGCACACAUGGAGGCCUACCGCGUGUACGAGGAGAAGUACCGCAAGACCCAGGGAGGCAAGAUCGGAGCGGCCGCCCUGACGCUGUGGUGCCGCCCCAACUCCACCGCGUACGAGGACAUCCAGGCGGCCGAGCGCGGCAACCUGUUCGCCCUGGGCUCCAUCUACCACCCGGUGGUGUACGGCGACUACCCGACCGCCCUCAAGGAGCGCCGCGUCGCGCACUACAGCGCGCUGGAGGGCCGGUCGUCCUCCCGCCUGCCGAGCUUCACGGACGAGGAGCGCGCGCGACUCAAGGGCAGCGCCGACUUCCUCUGCUUCAACGCGUACAUGGGCACCACCGUGGCGGACGGCACGAAGCAGCCGCGGCCAGCGGGCGGCGGCACCAUCCAGUCCGACCGCGACGCCGCCGAGGUCGCCAGCGACACGAGGCCGGGCCACUUCGGGGACUUGUUCAUGCGGGCAAACCCCUGGGUGCUGAGGGACGCGCCGCUCUGGAUCCGCGACAACUACAACAACACGCCCCUCUUCAUCACGGAGAACGGCUGGGCUGACGAGCGAGGCAAAGCUGACCCCAAGUCUGACCCCCUCGACGACGAGCCCAGGGUCGGCUACCACAGCGUAUACCUGCAGGAGCUGAUCCGCGUCGCCACGGAGGAGAACGUUAACGUAAUGGGCUAUCUAGUCUGGAGUCUGAUCGACGCCUUCGAGUGGACGGCCGGUUACACACGAAAGUUUGGUCUUGUGCACGUGGACUACGAAAACGGCUCACUGAAUCGGACCAUCAAAAAAUCGGCAUGGUUUUUCCAAGAGCUUGGCACCAACAGAAGAGUGCCAAAGGUACCUUUCACAUUCGUUCCUGGCUCCAGUACAGGAGCUGGAAGCAAAGCAAUACCAAUGCAUUACGCUAUGCCUUUCCUCUUCGUUUUUGGAUUAAGUUGCUUGCACGGACUGGAAAUAAACAUUUGAUCUAAAAAAACUGUGAUUGAUUAUUCCUCGCAAAGAAAUGUAUGUAGUUAGUUUGCUAAUCCAAAAAGAUCUAGUAUUUAUUUGAUUGAUUGAUGCUAAACGCGUAUAAAAUCUUAGUGAUCGUUCACGUGAAAAGUAAAAUGCGAUUUUCACCAAGAGAAACCUUAA
Frankliniella occidentalis (western flower thrips) is the source of this 1996-nucleotide messenger RNA. RefSeq names its product lactase/phlorizin hydrolase-like. Gene Ontology annotation, biological process: carbohydrate metabolic process. The transcript has 9 exons. Gene Ontology annotation, molecular function: beta-glucosidase activity. The coding region runs from base 350 to 1828 and encodes 492 amino acids. NCBI's taxonomy places the organism in Eukaryota, Metazoa, Arthropoda, Insecta, Thysanoptera, Thripidae. The record is from RefSeq and is a predicted model, not a curated record.